CACCACCACCACCGCCAACUACCACUAGCGGGAGCACGAUCACCAACACCACCAACCACCACCGUCGUCGUCGUGGUCGUCGUCGUCGUCGUUGGCGCUCUGCCCCCUCGCGGCUUCCCUUUUUCCCUCCGUUCGUUGUUGUUGUUGUUGUUGUUGUUGUUGUUGUUGUUGUUGUCGCCGUUGUCGUCGUCGUCGUCGUCGUCGUCGUCGUCCUCGUCGUCGUCGUCGUCGUCGUCGUCGUCCCGACGGACGACGCACCGCUGCUCGGCAGAAUCGCACGGCCAGUAAUCGCGGUAUAACCCCGUAACCUGCUCACUGUGUGCCUCGAGGAUGGCACUGGCGAACACUGAUACGCAAGAUCAUGCGGCGCAGCGCGCCAUGCGCAUUGCGCAGGACUUGCAUUUCACGGUACGAUUGGUUGCACGGUGCCCCGUUCACUUGCGGCCGCGUCCGCAAUGGACACAGCUGGCACGUUCCUGUGAACGACCAGCGCGGCCUGCUGUGAUCGAUUUUUACCGAGCCCGCCGCGAGAGGUCGCUGGCGCGAUCUCCCUGGCGGCGCGUUUUACUUCGCACGAUUGAUAUCGUGAACCAGCCUUGUGCGUUCGUGUAUAUUUGGAUUUAUGAUUCCCCUCGCGCUGCACCGAAGCCACGAAACAAUGAAGAACGCAACGUUGUAGCCUCCAUGUUGCACACGCGAUUGGUCGGUUCUUUUGUACGUGAUCCUCACGCGUUCUAUAAAUCCGCCGUCAUAAGCCUAUGAGAGUACGAAGCUUUCAGGUCGGACAGCUGAUGCGCGAUAUUCUUCAUUCAUUUUGUACUUCAUCCAACAGCCAAUUAGCGCGCCCGAUCAGUUUGUCGAUUAAAUGUAUUGGACUGAAGAGUGGCGAAGAGAAAAUGCGUGCAAUCCUUCUACGUUUGUUUAUACGCAAUUGCCUCCGUACAUUUUACAAAGUGAAUAAAAUUGAUAUGUAUGUUACAUAAAUACAGUUGUACUAUUGUGUGAGAUAUUUUUAUGUUUUCACUCACAGAGAAAGUAGGAAAGAGAAUGCAUAUUGAAGAUAAGGAUUAAAAUAAAUGUGAUUUUCACUGAAAUAUUAUCUCCAUAUUUUCCUCCUUUUAUUUCCUUCUUCUAUGAAGAAUGAUUCAGUGUGGGAGCGAGUGUUGACGGUCGAGCAGAUCAUGCAACACCGAUAAUAUAGUUUCAUUACCUUUUUUUGUGGGAAAGUAGGAAAAUAGAAGUAAGUGCAUUAAAAAUGGCAAAAUUUGAUGAAGAUAUGUAUCUGGAACAAAUUCCACUAACUGUAUACAAGGAAUUGAUCUAUGAAUUGGACAAAAAUUCGAAUUGGAAAGUAUUGGCUUGUCACUUGGCUGAACAACUUGGAUAUUCACGUAACUCAUGGCUGCAGUCACUGCAACAAGGUACAAGUUCUACAAAAACACCAGCAGCUAAUCUACUGUUUGAAUUAAAUAUAAAAAUGUGUACAAUUGGUAUACUUUGUACAUUACUUAAAGACUGUGAACUUGUUAAUGUCCUAUCGGUUUUAUAUCAUCCAGAGCUUUUGACAAUUGUCAAACAUCCAUCUGACAAUAUGGAACAUAAUACAAUAGAAUUAUCCUUUGAUCAGCAUCUAUGUCUUUCUUGUAAAGCUACUGGUGUACCAUUACCUACUUAUAAAUGGUAUCACAACAAUAUUGAGCUACUGGAACAACAAGAACAUGAACUUGAUAUUAUUAUAACUAGUUCCAAUCAAGCUGGGGAAUAUAAGUGUAAAGUAUCACAGAUGACUAAUGAUGGAAGCAUAAUUUCUAUAUUAAUGACCAAAUCAGUUUUUGUAAAUAUAUCCCCUGUACCUGUAGUUAUACAGCAACAACCACCUAUUCUUUUAGAAGUUAGAGAAGGAGAAGACUUUGUAAUUAGUUGUACAGUACAUAGCUAUCCAGAACCACAUUAUCAAUGGUUCAGAGAUAAUACAAAACUAGAAGGAGAAACAUCCAAUAUAUUGCACAUAAAACAAUUUAACUCUAAAUUUGAAGGAAAGUAUUAUUGUUAUAUAACCAACAACGUCAGCGAGGUUUUUACUCAAAGAUGUCAUGUGAUGGAGGAUUUACCUCGUCAAAAGGCAGUUGCAAAAAUAGCUUUAAUUAUAGCAAAUGGUGAUUAUGAAAAUCAUAAAUGCCUAAAGACACCCAAAAAUGAUGCUGCAAAAAUUGGUAAUCUAUUAAAAGAGAUUGGUUUUAAAGUGAUUUGUUUUGCAAAUUUAUCUUUUGAACAGAUGAGAAAAGCUAUGAAAAUAUUUGGUGAAGUUUUAACAGAAGGUGUUUAUGGAUUAUUCUACUAUGCUGGGCAUGGUUUUAAAAUGCAAGAAAGUUACAUGCUUGCUGUUGAUGCACCAGAAUCUUAUUUAAGAAAAGAUGCAAUUUGCGAAAGUGAAUUGUUAGCUACAUUAUUACAAAAUGAUCCUGCUCUUUUAGUAACAAUAUUGGAUAUGUGUCAAACUGUACCACCAAAAGAAUGUAAUCCUGAUAUUCAUAAUGAAAUACCAAAAGUUAAAGAAUUUAAGAGUAGAAAAAACCUAAGAAAUCUAGUGCAAGCAUACUCUACAUCUAGUCAUCGCCCUAGUUAUGAACGAAUAAACAGCAAGUAUGGAUUGUAUGCGACUCAUUUGAGCAAAUACAUCAGUAAAGAUAUCCCAGUUACAAAAAUAUUUGAAGAAGUAGGGAAAUCGAUAGAUACAUGGUUGAAAGGAACAGAGCGUAACCAAAUACCAAUGUUUGCAUUAACCAUUACCAAACCUUUCCGCCUCACCGAUGCCAUUUACAAAAGAAACCCAUCAUCUGCAUUGAAUAACUUGAAUAAAUUAAUAGCCUUCUCAGCCAAUUCUUUUGAAAUAAAUUUCAAGCAAGCUGCUAUCUCAGCAAAAGUUACAAUUUCAUUAUUUAUGGAGCCUUAUUUAAAUAUAAUCAAGGUUUCAAUAUGUAAUUUAGAGCAUCUGGAAGUAAAUUUUUUUAAUUCUGUACCUACAAAGCAGAAUAACUUGUUUCAAACUACUCUUAAGCAAGAAUGUUGGAUAUUUAAUCCACAAAUGUGUCAGGGACCCUUGGUUGUAUCUGUUUCAAAAAAUGGAACUCCUAUUGGUGCCACAUUGUUACAUAUCAAAAAUUAUAUCCCAUUAAUAUUAGAAAAUAUCAACAACUAAUAUGUAAUAUAUAUAUGUAUAUGAUUAUUUUUUGACAAAAAUGACACUUUUAUAUUAUUGUAUA
Messenger RNA from Harpegnathos saltator (Jerdon's jumping ant), 3263 nucleotides. Its product is annotated as mucosa-associated lymphoid tissue lymphoma translocation protein 1. The coding region runs from base 1256 to 3199 and encodes 647 amino acids. Gene Ontology annotation, molecular function: cysteine-type endopeptidase activity. Lineage: Eukaryota; Metazoa; Arthropoda; Insecta; Hymenoptera; Formicidae. The record is from RefSeq and is a predicted model, not a curated record. Gene Ontology annotation, biological process: proteolysis. The transcript is spliced from 11 exons.